GCUGCAUAUGCAGAUAAAAUAAUUUCGAGCGACCCUACACUGACUUUUCAAUCAACGUCGCUGAACGUUGAUAGUGCUGAGCAUUUAAGCUUUAUAUUGUCGCAAUUUUGGGAAAAAGUACACUCUCAGAAAAAGUUAAACCCACAAUUCAAUAAGAUUUAAGACUACAAAGCCACACUACAAACUAACCCAGUUAAAAAUGAAUUAAUAAUCUAUUGAACACUUGAAUUACCUCUUGGAAAAUGUAGAAGAGAAUACAUCAAUAUUUAUAGGGUCAGAAACUACAACUGCACUGCAUUGCAAGCUUCUAAAUAAAAUUAUAAUACCCUUGUGCAAGGGUAUAAAUAUAGCUAGAUCCAAACUGGACAGCACUGUGUCCCAAGGGAACAAGCGAGCGGGGUAAAGAGCAUACAUAUAGAAAUUGGAGCGCACCCCAAGUUGAGGCCACGAUCGACGGUUCGACAGCAGUUUUAAACCCAAGCUUGUCGCAGUCGGACACAGACAUGAACUUAAUUCCGGGCAACAUCCUCCUCCUCCUCUUGAUCCUUGGCAUUUGCAUGGCCCGUGCCAUGCCCAUGACCAACGACGACCAGGAACUAACGGCUUUGGAUUCCGUUGAACAGUCGCUGCCGCUGCUGCCCACCGGACAUCGCAGACCGGAGUCGGAGUUCGUCGGCAGAAUUGCGCCCAAGGUCCAGGAGGCCAGCGAGGAGAGACCCGAGGAGCAGUUUGACACUCUGGUGCAAGAGCUACAAGCCGCUGGGGUACAUACCGCCGAUCGCCGUGCUCUGCAUACCCUCACCUACAAGGAACUGGUCCGGCUCCUAGCGCUCUAUCAACUAGCCCAGGGACGCAACUACUACGAUGCAGGCGAUCAGAAAAAGACCAUAGCCUAAUGCCCACAUUUCAGUUCGAUUUGGUUUGGUGACAAUCAUGACGAUGAGUAAGCUCGUUUAUUGUGGCGGAAUGUUAAAGCCAAAGUUCACUUAAUAAAAUGUGCCAAAAAUAA
Messenger RNA from Drosophila serrata, 1009 nucleotides. RefSeq lists its product as uncharacterized. The record is from RefSeq and is a predicted model, not a curated record. Lineage: Eukaryota; Metazoa; Arthropoda; Insecta; Diptera; Drosophilidae.